AUGACAGACCGCUACAACAUUCACAGCCAGUUGGAGCAUCUUCAAUCUAAAUACAUUGGAACAGGCCAUGCUGACACCAGCAAGUGGGAGUUGUUGGUGAACCAACAUCGGGACUCGUACUGUUCAUAUAUGGGUCAGUUCAACCUGUUGAAUUACUUCUCUGUUGCUGAGAACGAGAGCAAAGCCAGAGUGCGCUUCAAUCUCAUGGAAAAAAUGCUGCAGCCCUGUGGCUCACCUUCGGACAAACCUGACUUAAACUGA
Coregonus clupeaformis (lake whitefish) is the source of this 261-nucleotide messenger RNA. RefSeq names its product splicing factor 3B subunit 5-like. The record is from RefSeq and is a predicted model, not a curated record. Gene Ontology annotation, biological process: mRNA splicing, via spliceosome. Bases 1 to 261 code for a protein of 86 amino acids. The transcript has a single exon. Gene Ontology annotation, cellular component: precatalytic spliceosome; U2 snRNP. Lineage: Eukaryota; Metazoa; Chordata; Actinopteri; Salmoniformes; Salmonidae.